This is a messenger RNA of Plasmodium gaboni, 3225 nucleotides long. RefSeq lists its product as hypothetical. Lineage: Eukaryota; Apicomplexa; Aconoidasida; Haemosporida; Plasmodiidae. The transcript has 2 exons. The record is from RefSeq and is a predicted model, not a curated record. The coding region runs from base 1 to 3225 and encodes 1074 amino acids.
AUGGCUUGUAGUGAAAAAAGAGAUGAUGUGGGUUCACUUGAGAAUAUAAAACAAAAUGAUAAGAAUGAAGAGAACCUGAGGAAUUUUGAAAGUACCUUUAUAUAUGACUGGAAGAAGGCUCUGAAGAGAGUCGAAGAAGGAAGAAACUGUUGCGAAAAUUUAAGCAAGAUAUUUUCAGAAAUGAUAAGAAUAGAAAAAGAAUAUGAAAAUAAUUUAAAAAAUUUAUGUAAUAUGUUUCAAGUAUUUGAUAAUGAAUCAUCAGGUAUUAAUAAUGGAAUUAUUAGUUUAAGAAAGAAUAUCGAAAGAAGAUGUGAACAAAUAAAAGAUUUUAUAAAUUAUAUGGAAUGUGAAAUAUUAAAUAAUACAUUAAAUAGUACUUUAAUUAAUCAUAAGAAUGUUUUUGAUCAGAUUAAAGUUGAUGGUAUAGAAAAUGAAAAAAUUGUUGAAAGGACAAGAAAAGAAAGUGUUAAAAAUAUUGAGAAUUGUGUUUAUGCAUAUGAGAAUUUAAUAGAUUGUAUUAAUAUUUUUCAUAAUAGUAGAUAUUUCCAUCCUUUAAAAAGAAUUGAAUUAUCUACUAGUUGUAUUAAUAAAUAUUUAUUUGCAAAGAAAAAAGAAUAUGAAUAUAAAAAUACAAUUAAUAAUAUAAAUUCUGUAGAAUUAAAUAAAGAAAAAAGAUUAAAAAGUAUAUUAUAUUCAUUAGAAUCUAUGGAUCAUAAAAGAAUAUCAUGUGUUAAGGAUAAUAUUAUGAAAUAUUUAAUAUUCUUUACAUCAUAUAUAAGAAAUAUACAAUAUGAUAUAAAUUCUUGUAUUGAUGUUUUUAAAGAUAUCAAUGCAUAUAAAGAAAUUGAAGAAUAUUGUGCAUCACAUUCUAAUAUUAAUCGAAAAAAAGAAAAUGAAGACUUAAUUUUCUAUAAUAAUAUUGUUUCUUGGCCUAUGCUUAUAGAUUAUUUUAAUGACUUAUAUAAUAUUAAUAAAAAACAUCUAAAUCAAAAUAUUCCUUUGAAUGAUGAAAUGCAAGUGAAUUAUGCUAAUCAUAAUAAAAAGGGAUACACAAAUUUUAUAUCAUCCUUUUUUAAUGUUAAUAUGUAUAAAAAUCUGAUACAAAACAAUAAUAUUAAAAAUAGUCACAAUUUUAAUAAUAUAUAUACGAAUAUAUUUAACGAGAUAGUGUUUUUUAAUAAAAAGGAGGAUGAAAAGGAAGAUGAAGAAGAAGAGGAGGACGAGGAAGAUGAUGAGGAUGGCGACGAUGAAGAUGAUGAGGAUGGCGACGAUGAAGAUGACGAGGACGACGAUGAAGAUGUUAUAAAUGACGAAGUUGUAGAUGACGAGAUUGAAGAUGAAUAUGUUAUAAAUGACGAAGUUGUAGAUGACGAGAUUGAAGAUGAGGAUGGCGUUGAUGAAGAUGUUAUAAAUGACAAAGUUGCAGAUGACGGUAAUGCGAUAGAGGAAAAAAAAAACAUUGUUAAUUUAAAUGAGGAUGACCAUAAAAAAGAAAAUGAUAAAAAUGUAAUUGAUAUUUCACGUAGGGUAGAUUUUUUUGAAAAUGAUGAUAAUGUGAAUAUAAAAGAUUCAGAUAAUAUAAAAAAGGGGGAAGAAAAGGAUUUAGUUUAUAGUAAGAAUAAAGAGCAGGGAACUGACAAUUUUGAUAAGGAAAAUAAAAGUAAAAAACAAAACAACAAACAUAAUCACCAAAAUAACAAUAAUAAUAAUGAAAAGUUAUUUAUCUCCAGUGAGAAAAGCGAAAGUGAUAUAGAAUCAGAUUAUAGUUAUAAAUAUAUAAAAAAUAUUUAUGAAAAAUUUGAAUGUAUUACUGAAAAUAGUGGUGAUACGAAUGAGAAUGGUUGUGUAGUUGUUUCAGCUAAUAUAAAUAAUAAUGUGAAAAGAAUGAAAAUAUUUUUUCGUUAUUAUAUUAAAAAUUUAUUUUUUGGAAAUUUUGAUAAAAUAUCAGAUUUUAAUAUAACUAGCCAUUUUAAUAUUUAUAGAAAUCGAUUUUUAUUUUGUGAGUGUUUAAUUGAUUUUAUUAAAAAGAAGAGAGUUUUUUUUGUUAAUGUUAAAAGUAUUGUUAUAUUUGCAAAAAUUAUUUUAAUAUUAUUAGAUUAUUGUAAUUUGCAUUUAGAUUAUUGGUCUUGUAUUUAUAUUUUGGUUGCUUCUGAAAAUUUUUUUUGUGAAUUAGAAGUGGAUGACAUAAAUAUGUUGUUGUCUAAAUAUCCUUUUAAUGAAAAAGUAAAAGAGACUAACCAAAAAAAAAAAAAAAAAAUAUUAAAUAAUAAUAUUAUGUAUAAUGUAAAUGGGAAUAUAAAGAAAAAUAUAAAUAUUCAUAAAAUGAAUGAAAACAAUUCUAUAAAAAAGGACAUUAUUAUGUAUGAUGAGUGUAAAAAGAAUAACAAAAAAAAAGAUACAUUUUCAUCAUCCUCCUUUUUAAUAUGUGAUUCGAGUGAAAAUUUAAAGAACAACAAAAUGGAUCAUCAGAUUGAUAUGGAGAAUUUAGAAGAUGAUAAUAAGGAGGUUUCUAGAGAUAAUAGUAAAAGUAUUGUAAAUAUAUAUGAAUGUAAUAAAAAUGGUUCUAAAGAAUUAAAUGAUACGGUUAGUAUGUGUAUUAAUAACAACUUGGAAGAAAAUGAAGAUAUAGAAACUGAUCAUAAUAAAGUAAACAAUAAACAGAAUGAAGAAGAAGUGAAUGAAACAAAUUAUAGUAGCCACCUCAAUAAUAAUAAUAAUAAUAAUAAUAAUUUUGUUGAAAAGGACGAGAAUAUUUCUAGUAAGAAAAAAAAAAUUCUUCUAGGUAAAUUUUUAUAUACACACAAUAUAUGGAAUAAUAUAAAAUUUUGGGAAGUGAGUAUCUUAAUUAUUAUAUCAGAAAUAAUACAAGAAAUGGUUUUAUUAGAAAAACUAAGAUAUGAAAAUAAAGAAUUGUUAAUUAAAAAUUAUUUUUUCUUUUUUAAAUAUUUCAAUUUUUAUAAUAGUAUGAUAAAUUUCGGUUUAUCUAUUUGUCAAAUUGAACUGUUAUUAAAUAAAAUUUUUCAUUCAUUCAAUUUAAAAAAUGAUCCAGUAUCUAGGAAAUUUUUUUUCCAAGUUAUAGAUAUAGCUACCAAUAAAAAUAUUACUUUGAAUUAUAUUAAAAUGGAUAAUAAAAAUAUAAAUAAUGAAUAUAAAAAGUACUAUCUGCAAUAUUAUAACAAUUUCUUAAAUGACGAUAAUAAUAAAAAUAAUGUAAAAAAGAAAUAA